AUGGGCGAUACAAAAGACUUAUCUCUGGAGAGAUCACUGUCUAUGAGCAUAUCACUCGGUGACAAAGUAGUUGUAGACCGCUUAUACAUUGGCACAGUAAAGUAUAUAGGAAGAGUUGGCACAAAGAAGCACAAUUCAUUAGGUAUAGAGCUAGACGUACCAAAUGGCGAGAAUAAUGGAAGCAGAGCAGGAAGAGUAUAUUUCCAGUGCAAGCCCAGGCAUGGUAUAUUCAGAGAAUUUAAGGAUGUAAAGAAAUAUAAACCACUUGAAUAUAACCAGACAGGAAUAAUCAACACAACAGAAAUAGAAGAAGUACCAAGCCCAAAAGUCCUCUCUGAGCUACUAAAUGAUAAUGUUGAAAUACAAAGAAUGCUUGAAGAGCUAAGAAAAGAGAAUAAAAAAUUAGAAGAUGACCUUGAAAAAGAAAAGAAAAAAGUCUCUCUGCUGGAAAAUGAAAUAAUUUUAAGAAACCAGAGAGAGAAAGCAUUUCUUACAAAAUCGGAUAAAUUUGGGAUAAAUUCUAUUCUAACAGAGAUUAUAAACAAAAUAAAAGAGAAAAUAGAAAUUGAACAGAGAAUAUUUAAAUAA
Nematocida parisii ERTm1 is the source of this 588-nucleotide messenger RNA. RefSeq lists its product as uncharacterized. The transcript has a single exon. The record is from RefSeq and is a predicted model, not a curated record. Bases 1 to 588 code for a protein of 195 amino acids. Lineage: Eukaryota; Fungi; Microsporidia.